Messenger RNA from Rhodofomes roseus, 2140 nucleotides. RefSeq lists its product as uncharacterized. Gene Ontology annotation, cellular component: intracellular anatomical structure. Bases 1 to 1836 code for a protein of 611 amino acids. Gene Ontology annotation, biological process: carbohydrate metabolic process. The transcript is spliced from 7 exons. The record is from RefSeq and is a predicted model, not a curated record. Lineage: Eukaryota; Fungi; Basidiomycota; Agaricomycetes; Polyporales; Fomitopsidaceae.
AUGUCAACGGAACCCGAGCAAGAAUCAAGUGUAGAACCGGAAGAUCGGGAGAAGCCAGCCAACUACACCAGAGCGGCGAGCGUCGAGCCCGAGGGGGGCGAGGGGUAUGUUGGUCCAGAGACAAGCGUUGAACCUGGCGAAGAUGAAGACUCCGAGCCGGAUGAGGAGGCUGAACGUAAUGUCCGGAGAAACUACGAGAGGGCAGCAAGUGUCGAGCCUGAAGAGCAUAACACUCCAGCGCGCUAUCGACGGGCGACAACUCUGGAACCUAGUUCUCUCCGCCUCACAACAAUGCACGACAAUCUGGACUUACCCGAGCCCCUCCGACCUGCACCUCCUCGACCGAAAUACCGCGUGAAGGACUUCAUCAACGUGCGAGAUACACGUAAGAUUCCACCGUCGAUCUACCAAGCAGUAUUGAAGGCGCGUGAGGAAGAAGCACGUGAAGGAGGGUCGCAAAGUGUAUGGCUCCAGCGGGUGGCCCUGCAUUCGGCUGGGCUUCCGACGCUCUUGGAAGGUCUGCGGCAGCGAGGAAUCUCAGUUGUUGGGCGAACGACUCGAGUCGGAGCACUUGACGAGCGUAUGCACGAUGCAACAAUGCUCGACGCGCCCACCAUGUACAAGAUGACCAAGAGGGGCUUUGUCGACGAAGCGUUGCUGCUGACAAUUGAAUAUGUCGUGAACGAGAGCCCGAACAUCCGAGAUCGCGCUACGUUGCGUCAUAUGGUCCUAGAACGCUUCUUAGUGGAUAUGGGUGCGAGCAUAGCUGGUCGCAGUCGAACUGGCCUACAUUUCACAUAUUUGAGCCCCGCUCUUAUGGGCAAUACUGAGCUGAUGGUCGAACAGGCUUUAAGACUAGUCAAGUUGUUCGGAGAAAAACACGACAUCGCCGCUGAUCGUCUGGUAAUCUCGAUUCCAGCUACUACAAGCGGCAUGUACGCUGCGAAGUGUCUCCGACACGAUCAUGGAAUCCGCACUAAUCUGACUCUUGUAUCGAGUGUGAUGCAUGCCGCAGUGUGUUUGGAAACCGGGACAAACAUCAUCAGUAUCGACCACGAAAAGUGGUUUCACGGGCUGAAAUCUUGGGCGGCCAGGACUGAGUCUACAGCUGGAAAUGCGACGCGUGACAGCAUCUGGAGAGACGUCUGGGCUGUCGGGGCAGCGCCUAGAGAGAUCAGAGCAAUAUGUACAUUGCUCAAGCAGCAUAGCCCAUCGACCCAGCUGCUAGUCUCCAAUAUGCGUCAGAUCGACGACUUGGCAUUCCUACCGGAUAUCCACGGAGUCGUCUUGAAAACCACCGAAUUAGAGGGAGCGAAACUGUUGCGGCUGCCAUUCCAUGCGAAUCCUGACCCGGAGGCCGUCGCCAAGGCACAAGAGAUACGGUUUCCGACCUCCUACCUGUCGGACGAGGAAGCCUCCUUGACAAGCCUGCCUCAAUCAGAGAAGGACCACCACGUGUCGCGGUUCAUCGUCAGCAACGAAGCCCAACAAUUGUUAGCGUAUCAGCGACAGUUGGAAGAGAAGGUUGAAGAAGUACUGGCGUACCGCCUCUGGAUUCGGGAUUUAGACCCGCUCGAGCUAGAACGAAUGUAUCAAGAAGAUAUCUACGCCGAAGACGCACGCCAAUUGGAGGAAGAAUACCUCAACUUGAUCAAUUCGCCGAAGAAAGUCGAGGGGCCCAGUCCGCGGACGAAUCACGUCGGGUAUCGUAUGGCGAAGACCACCUGGGACGUGGCUUUCAAAGCUAGAUCUGUGGACGAAGAUGCCCGCGUCAGAGAACGCUCGGAAAGGUUGCAGCAUGUCUCCAUGCAUACGGGAUUCCCCCAACGCACCUAGGCGAGCAGUUCUGCCCGUCGAACAGUCAUCCAAAGCUGGUUGGGAAGCCAUCUGCAGAUUUCGAUUUGUGGGAAGAAACAGGAUUCCUGCGAUCAUCGGCGGGGGUAUUGCAUCGUUGGCUGUACAUGCAAGUUAUUGUGUGAAGUGCUGUAGGCUAUCAAGUUUGGGUUCAAUCGUUAUGCAUGUUCCGUUUCGACCCUUCUCCGACAGCCUGCGAGGAUUAUGCGGUAUAUCAUCGAAGAAAGUCAGCUGUGCCGAUCGAGUGAGACGGAUGCUUCACGCGGGAGUUGUCGAACAGCGGUCC